UGCCGGUUGGACGACCGAAGACCGUGAAGUACGAGGAUUGGGACGACAAAGACGACCCACUACGGCUCCCCACUUGGGCUUACAAUUGGGAUGUGUUAAAUGAGACGACGGAUGAUCCCUUGGUAAUGUAUAAGUUGUACAAGAGCGAGCUGGACGCGAUCACGCCUGAGCAGGUGGAAUGGGAGCCGUAUGGAAAAGGAGAGAGUUUUGGUAACCCUAUAGAGUUCAGGCUGAAUCCGAUGUGCACUAGGGAUAGGGAUCUCUGGCAUAUGCGGUGCCCACUGAUAUGCAACUGGGCGGUUGAGCUUCACCUGCCACAUCGGGUGUUCCGCCAGUUUGGUUUGUUCCAGCCACACCCGCCGGAGUGGGAGGACACGGACAAGUUGCUACACGCGUUGGAUAGGAAAAAGCAGCGGAAGAUCAAGGAUUGGGCCAAGCAUCACAGGAAGUAUGUCGUGCAGUUCGCUCUUAGUGUGGAGCAAGCAAGGGCUAGAAAACGAGCCCAGCUUCAUGAGCACUGAUCGAUCGUGUUCAAA
This is a messenger RNA of Aegilops tauschii subsp. strangulata, 536 nucleotides long. RefSeq names its product serine/threonine-protein phosphatase 7 long form homolog. Lineage: Eukaryota; Viridiplantae; Streptophyta; Magnoliopsida; Poales; Poaceae. The record is from RefSeq and is a predicted model, not a curated record. Gene Ontology annotation, biological process: meristem development; meristem maintenance.